Messenger RNA from Brenthis ino (lesser marbled fritillary), 1746 nucleotides. The record is from the annotation of a GenBank genome assembly. NCBI's taxonomy places the organism in Eukaryota, Metazoa, Arthropoda, Insecta, Lepidoptera, Nymphalidae.
AUGUGUGCAAAAAUGAAAAAGUCUGCCAAGAACACGUGUAACAUAAAAACAUUGAAGAAACGUUUGCCAAUCGUAGAAUGGCUACCAAAAUAUAAUUUUACUACAUUGAUUCAAGAUAUAAUUGCGGGUAUUACAGUUGGACUUACGGCUAUACCUCAAGGAAUAGCGUAUGCUAUAGUCGCUGGACUAUCCCCUGAAUAUGGUCUGUACGCUGGGCUAUUAGGAGGCAUAGUAUACUUAUUUAUUGGUAGCUGCAAGGAUAUAACAAUUGGACCAACAGCCAUAAUGUCGGCGAUGACAGCAAAAUACGUCUCUGGCUAUUCUUCAGACUACGCUAUUCUCGUGUCUUUUCUGUCUGGCUGGACUAUAUUAAUAAUGGGUGUACUUAAUCUUGGUUUCCUAGUGGAAUUUAUAUCGAUACCUGUAAUUAGUGGAUUCACAACAGCUGCAGCUCUUCAAAUAGCAUCCGCACAAUUUAUUUCACUAUUUGGCUUAAAUGGAUCAUCAGGGAAUUAUUUUGCAGAAUCUGUAUAUAAUUUUACUAAAAACAUUAGUACAUUUAGAAUACGGGAUGCUACUUUGGGAUUCACCACUAUUAUAAUUUUAGUAUUGUUAAAACGUCUUGGACAAGGAUGCAGUCGAACGGAUGGGUUUGUUAAGAAAAUGAGGUGGUUUAUAUCACUCGCUCGUAAUGCAGUAGUUGUAAUUAUUGGUAUUGCUAUAGCAUAUAUAAUAAAAAUAACCACAGAUACAGAACCUUUAAAAAUUAUCGGAGAAAUCAGUAGUGGUCUGCCAAAAUUCCAACCACCUCCUUUUAAUACAUUUGCUGGCAAUGAAACUCAUACCUUUACUGAUAUGUUACAAAAUCUAGGACCCCAAGCAAUAGCCAUACCACUGGUGGCUAUUUUAGAGCUAGUAGCAAUUGCGAAAGCUUUUGCUGAUGGUGCCCCAAUUGAUGCUACACAAGAAAUGAUUGCUCUUGGAAUUUGUAAUAUAGUUGGAUCGUUCGCCCUUAGUAUGCCCACAACAGGAUCUUUCACUCGUACUGCCUUAAAUAAUGCUUCAGGAGUCCAAACCCAAGCAGGAGGUAUUUUUACAGCUCUACUUAUACUUUUAGCCUUAAGUUUAUUAACUUCUACUUUCUAUUAUAUUCCUAAAGCUUCGUUAGCGGCUUUGAUAAUAACAGCAAUGUUUUACAUGAUUGAUUACCAAAUAGUAAAAAGACUAUGGAAUAGCAGUAAACGUGAACUAUUUAUAUUAUUUGCUACUAUAUGCGUUUGUUUGUUUUUUGGUCUUGAAUAUGGGAUUAUGGCAGGUAUCGUAAUUGAUGCUGUGAGUUUACUAUUUUCAACUGCCAGACCUAAAAUUGAAGUAAAUACACUGAAUACAGCAAAAAAAGACGUAAUUUUAUUAUGUUUGCCACAAAAUUUGUCAUAUUGUGCUGCAGAUCAUGUGAGAAGAAAAAUAUUAGACUCAGCAAUGGAUGCUGAAUAUGAAACUCUUUUAAUAGUCGAUGGAACGAAUCUCCAAAAUAUGGAUUCAACAGUGGCUUCUAAUCUAAUGUCAAUAAUUAAAGAUGUUGAAAAGAAGGGUGUACAAAUAGUAUUUCUUAAUUUUGCUGUUAUGCUUAAAAAAACAUGCACUGAUAUUAAUACUAAAUAUAACUAUAAAUUUAUCACAAAUUCUAGUAGUAACAUAGAAGAUAUCAUAGAAAUUACAACAAAAAUAACUGUAAACGAUAAAAUU